This is a messenger RNA of Microtus ochrogaster (prairie vole), 1944 nucleotides long. It is a transcript of the gene Tfg, whose product is annotated as TRK-fused gene. Gene Ontology annotation, molecular function: identical protein binding. Gene Ontology annotation, biological process: endoplasmic reticulum to Golgi vesicle-mediated transport; COPII vesicle coat assembly. Gene Ontology annotation, cellular component: endoplasmic reticulum exit site. The transcript is spliced from 8 exons. Lineage: Eukaryota; Metazoa; Chordata; Mammalia; Rodentia; Cricetidae. The record is from RefSeq and is a predicted model, not a curated record. Bases 324 to 1517 code for a protein of 397 amino acids.
GCCCGGCCGCUUCGAGGCGGGGCCACGGCACAGGGUUUUUGGUUUUUUUUUUCCUCUGCUCCCGCCCCUGCUCUUCCCACCUGCCACGUACGGGAGCGCGGCCCUCGCUAGGCUUGUUGGGUGUGUGCGAUUGGCCAGGCCCGAGCAGCUCUCAGCUCGGCGAGGCUCGGCGGAGGGCGGCCGGGCGAGCGGGGUCCGAAGCUUCCCUGCUACAGUGCGGAGUCGCGGCGGCCACGCAGCGGCCGGGUCGGCGGAGACAGCGGCCUCGGCAAGCGGUUUUUUUCCCUAGAAUUGUGUGUAUAGAGAGCAUCCUGGAGUCCACCAUGAACGGACAGUUGGACCUAAGUGGGAAGCUAAUUAUCAAAGCUCAACUUGGAGAAGAUAUCCGCCGAAUUCCCAUUCAUAAUGAAGAUAUUACUUAUGAUGAGUUAGUGCUAAUGAUGCAGCGAGUAUUCAGAGGAAAACUUCUGAGUAAUGAUGAAGUUACAAUAAAGUAUAAGGAUGAAGAUGGAGAUCUUAUAACAAUUUUUGAUAGUUCUGACCUUUCCUUUGCAAUUCAGUGUAGUAGAAUACUGAAACUGACAUUGUUUGUUAACGGCCAACCAAGACCCCUUGAAUCAAGUCAGGUGAAAUACCUUCGUCGAGAACUGAUAGAACUUCGAAAUAAAGUGAAUCGCUUAUUGGAUUGCUUAGAGCCACCUGGAGAACCAGGACCUUCCACUAGUAUUCCUGAAAAUGAUGCUGUGGAUGGCAGGGAAGAGAAGCCUGCUGCUUCUGAUUCUUCUGGAAAACAGUCUACUCAGGUUAUGGCAGCAAGUAUGUCAGCUUUUGAUCCUCUGAAAAACCAAGAUGAAAUCAACAAAAAUGUCAUGUCAGCAUUUGGAUUAACAGAUGACCAGGUUUCAGGGCCACCCAGUGCUCCAGCAGAAGACCGCUCUGGGACUCCUGACAGUAUUGCUUCUUCCUCCUCAGCCGCUCACCCGCCAGCAGUUCAGCCACAGCAGCCUCCAUAUACAGGAGCUCAGACACAAGCAGGUCAGAUUGAAGGUCAGAUGUACCAACAAUACCAGCAGCAGGCUGGCUACGGGGCACAGCAACCUCAGGCUCCUCCUCAACAGUACGGUAUUCAGUAUUCAGCUAGUUACAGCCAGCAGACUGGACCCCAACAACCUCAGCAGUUCCAGGGAUAUAGCCAACAACCAACUUCCCAGGCACCGGCUCCUUCCUUUUCUGGUCAACCACAACAACUGCCUGCUCAACCACAACAGUACCAGGCGAGCACUUACCCUCCACAAACUUACACUACCCAAACAUCUCAGCCUGCUAAUUACACUGUGCCCCCUGGUGCUCAGCCUGGAAUGGCUCCAAGUCAGCCUGGUGCUUACCAACCCAGACCAGGUUUUACACCAUCUCCUGCAGGUACCAUGACCCCUCCUUCCAGUGGGCCUAACCCUUAUGCACGUAACCGUCCUCCUUUUGGUCAGGGCUAUACCCAACCUGGACCCGGUUAUCGAUAAGGAGGUUCAGCUACACUCUUGAUAGCUAAUUGCCUCCCAAAAGACUACAAUACUAUUUUGUUUCAAUUUGUACUCUAUUGAAGUUCAAAAAUUUAAAAAGCAGAGCAAUUUUUAUGAUAUCAUUGUUGCUGUUAAUUGAAAAUAUAAUUUGCUGGAAUACAAACACAAAAAGACCAAAAUGAACAUUGUUUCCUCCCCUGCUUAAAAUUGUAGCAGCUUCCUAGUUAUUUUGGGACACUAUUGCGUAUAAAAUGAUUGGCUUUCUAGUUCCCAGAGGAUAUUAAAAAGCUAGGCUAAGGUUUAGCCAUCACACUUGGCUAUUUACUAUUAACAUGAUGUACUAAAAGUAGAGCCCUUUGAGAAGACAACUAGACAUUAUGUAUCAAUGUAACAUUGAUAGGCUAAUAAAGGUGAUUGAAUCCAAUAA